Trichoderma breve is the source of this 1638-nucleotide messenger RNA. RefSeq names its product ATPase family associated with various cellular activities (AAA) domain-containing protein. Gene Ontology annotation, molecular function: DNA binding; ATP binding; enzyme activator activity. Gene Ontology annotation, cellular component: nucleus. The record is from RefSeq and is a predicted model, not a curated record. Bases 1 to 1638 code for a protein of 545 amino acids. Gene Ontology annotation, biological process: regulation of DNA repair; DNA-templated DNA replication; DNA repair. NCBI's taxonomy places the organism in Eukaryota, Fungi, Ascomycota, Sordariomycetes, Hypocreales, Hypocreaceae. The transcript has 2 exons.
AUGGCAGUCGCCUGCCCCAUAUGCAACAAGCCCGUCAAAUCAACAGACAUCAACGACCAUCUCGAUUCCGGCUGCACCAGCUUCAUCUUCGACAGCUCCUCGACUCCUCCUCUAGCAACCGCAGCAACCCCUCAGAAUGGCGCAUCGACCGCCCCUCCACAAUCACAGCCCCCGAAGCGCACUGCUUCGAGUUUCUUCUCAACCCCCACACCGAAACGGCAGAUAACCGAUCUCAAAUCCCAGGCGCCACUGUCCGGUAUGGUGUUUCCGCCGCUGGCCGGCAAGAAGAGGCAGAUGGAAGAUGUGGCGGCGGUCAACGGCCACCAUGGCGCAGACGAAGACGGACGGGUAAUGAAAAAGACAAAGACGUCUCGCGCGGCUCCGCUGGCCGAGAGAAUGCGGCCCAAGACGCUGGACGAAGUGUGCGGCCAGGAUCUGGUCGGGCCUGAGGGCGUCCUACGAUCCCUCAUCGAGUCGAACCGCGUGCCGUCCAUGAUCCUCUGGGGAGCGUCUGGCACGGGCAAAACCACCAUCGCUAGGUGUAUCGCCCACAUGGUCGGCAGCCGCUUCAUCGAGCUCAAUGCCACCAGCUCAGGCGUGCAGGAGUGCAAAAAGCUCUUCCUGGAAGCCGCCAACGAACUGCAGCUGACGGGUCGCAAGACAAUCAUCUUCUGCGACGAAAUCCACCGCUUCAACAAGGCCCAGCAGGACAUUUUCCUGCGCCCCGUCGAAGCUGGCACCAUCACCCUGAUUGGCGCCACUACCGAGAACCCGUCGUUUAAAGUCGCCAAUGCGCUGCUGUCGCGAUGCCGCACAUUUACGCUGCAGUCACUCAGCACUGAGGACGUCGUGGCCAUCCUGAGGAGGGCUCGUCAGGCUGAGGAGUCUGUCUACCCCCCUUCGCCUCUUAUUGACGAUGAGAUGAUGGGCUACCUGGCACGCUUUAGUGACGGAGACGCCCGCACAGCACUCAAUCUUCUCGAAUUGGCUCUAUCUCUCACCCUCCGUGAUGGCAUGACCAAGGAGGUUAUGAAGCAGUCCCUCACCAAGACUCUCGUCUACGACCGCGCUGGCGACCAGCAUUACGAUACCAUAUCCGCCUUCCACAAGUCAGUUCGAGGGAACGACCCAGAUGCUGCGUUGUACUACCUCGCCCGCAUGCUCCAAUCUGGCGAGGACCCUCUCUUCAUCGCUCGCCGCAUGGUUGUCAUCGCCUCUGAGGAUGUCGGCCUGGCAGACAACACCCUGCUGACCCUCGCCACGUCCACAUACACGGCAACGCAGCAGAUUGGAUUACCCGAGGCCCGCAUCCCCCUCGCGCACUGCGCUGUUGCUCUCUGCCUCGCACCCAAGAGCACACGCGCAUACCGCGGGCUUAACAAUGCCUUUGCGGCCCUUCGCGAGCCCGGCGUGGCCAGCUUACCUGUGCCGCUGCACCUAAGAAAUGCUCCAACGAGGUUGAUGCGAGAUCUGGGCUGUGGAGCAGAGUACAAGUAUCCGCCUAAUUACAAGGACGGCAAAGUCAAGCAAAAGUAUCUUCCGGAAGAGCUCACUGGCCGCAGGUUUCUGGAGGGGAGAGAUUUGGGGACAGAAGUCGAUCCUGAUUAUGAAGAGGCAGAGGAAAGCAUGAUUCUAUGA